This is a messenger RNA of Lytechinus variegatus (green sea urchin), 3248 nucleotides long. Its product is annotated as cullin-4A-like. The coding region runs from base 145 to 2580 and encodes 811 amino acids. Gene Ontology annotation, molecular function: ubiquitin protein ligase binding. Gene Ontology annotation, biological process: protein ubiquitination; ubiquitin-dependent protein catabolic process; DNA damage response. Gene Ontology annotation, cellular component: Cul4-RING E3 ubiquitin ligase complex. The record is from RefSeq and is a predicted model, not a curated record. The transcript is spliced from 19 exons. Lineage: Eukaryota; Metazoa; Echinodermata; Echinoidea; Temnopleuroida; Toxopneustidae.
CAUUUGACAUUACAUGUCUUCCCAGAGUUCCGUACGUGAAGCCAUAUUGCAAUACACACUAAUGAAGUGACGAAUUUUUGGAAGUGAAAACAAAGUAGAAUUCGCUCAACUUUUGUCUCAUAAUUGUUAUUCUGAAAGUGAUGCAUGCCUCUCUCAAGCAAAGAAAAGAUUGCCUCAUGCAAGACCACCCUGGAGGCGAACACGCGAAAGCGUAGAGCGUCUGAUAACAAUCACCUUCACACGAAGAGAGCCAGGGAAGAUCUCGGCACCGGCGAACACAGGCAGUCGUCGGAAGGCAAAAACAUGGGUGAAGCGACGCCCAAAAGAGCGAACUUUUCUGCAUUAAAUCCGUCUAAUAACGGGUUCAAUAGCAGGUCAUCACCUCUCGUGAAUAACAAACCAGGGACCUCUAAAAAGCUUGUUAUAAAGAAUUUCAAAGUCAAGCCAGUCCUCCCAGCCAACUACCAGCAGCAGACAUGGGACAGACUAAAGGAGGCCGUCCAAGCCAUCCACAAGAGCAGGCCCAUCAAGUACAGUCUCGAGGAACUCUACCAGGCAGUCGAAAACAUGUGCUCACACAAGAUGUCUGCCUCCCUCUACGACCAGCUCAAGGAAGUCUGUGAGCAGCAUGUGGCAUCACAGACUAAACAGUUUACUAGUGAGAUGACGGAUAGCCUGACGUACCUGAAGCAACUAAAUACUUGUUGGCAGGAUCAUUGUAGGCAAAUGAUCAUGAUCAGGAGUAUAUUUCUGUUUCUGGAUAGGACGUAUGUAUUACAGAAUUCACUAGUAUCAUCACUUUGGGAUAUGGGGCUAGAUCUCUUUCGAUCUCACAUCAUAAGCAACAGGACUGUACAGAAUCGGACCGUAGAGGGCCUCUUGAUGCUUAUAGAGAACGAGAGGACGGGGGAUGUCGUUGAUCACAGUCUUCUCAAAAGUCUUCUUCGAAUGCUCUCAGAUCUACAGAUCUAUGAGGAAGCAUUCGAGAAGAGGUUCCUUGAAGCCACUCAGAUGCUGUAUGGUGCUGAAGGCCAGAGACUCGUCCAUGAGAGAGAGGUACCAGAGUAUCUCAUCCACGUUGAUAAACGAUUAGAAGAAGAAGCGCAGAGAAUUCUGCAUUAUUUAGACCACACAACCAGGAAACUUCUUAUUGCCUGUGUAGAAAAACAACUGCUAGAAGACCACAUUGGAACCAUUCUCCAGAAAGGUUUGGACAGUCUACUAGACGCCAAUCGGGUAGACGAUCUUACGCUACUCUACAGACUGCUACAGAGGACAAAGAAUGGCCUCCUUGAUUUAUGUCAGUACUUCAGUGCUUUUAUCAAGAAAACCGGCACUACCAUAGUGAUAGACUCUGAGAAGGACAAGACGAUGGUCCAGGAACUCCUCGACUUCAAGGAAAAGCUGGACAACAUCCUGGAGACCUGCUUCGCCAAGAACGAGAAGUUCUCCAUCUCCCUGAAAGAGUCCUUUGAGAAUUUCAUCAACAAAAGGCUCAACAAACCAGCUGAACUUGUCGCCAAGUAUGUUGACAACAAGCUCAGAGCCGGUAACAAGGAAGCUACAGAGGAAGAGCUUGAGAGACUCCUGGACAAGAUCAUGGUUCUAUUCAGGUUCAUCCACGGGAAGGAUGUUUUUGAAGCGUUCUACAAGAAAGACUUGGCCAAGAGACUUCUAGUUGGAAAGAGUGCAUCAGUGGAUGCUGAAAAAUCCAUGCUAUCCAAACUCAAGCAAGAAUGUGGUGGUGCCUUCACAUCCAAGCUAGAAGGAAUGUUCAAAGAUAUGGAACUAUCUAAGGACAUCAUGGUCGCAUUCAAACAGCAUAUGCAACACCAAUGUCAAACGACCGUAAUGGAUCUUAGUGUGAAUAUCCUGACCAUGGGGUACUGGCCAACGUAUAAACCUCUGGAGAUUCAUCUACCGUCGGAGAUGGUUAAUCUUCAGGAGCAGUUCAAACGGUUUUACCUUGGGAAGCACAGCGGUCGUAAACUACAAUGGCAACCAAGUCUAGGUCACUGUCUGGUCAAGGCUCAGUUCAGAGAAGAGGGCUCAUCAGUGAAGGAGCUUCAGGUCUCACUCUACCAAACACUAGUCCUACUCCUCUUCAAUGAAGGAGACAACUUCUCACUAGAGGAUAUCAGACAAGCUACUAACAUAGAGGAUAGCGAGCUAAGGAGAACACUUCAGUCAUUAGCCUGUGGUAAGGCCAGAGUCAUCUUAAAACAACCAAAGGGUCGAGAGAUAGAGGAUGGUGACAAGUUUGUCUUUGCCAAAGAUUUCAAGCACAAACUCUUCAGAAUCAAGAUCAACCAGGUCCAGAUGAAAGAAACGGUGGAGGAGCAGGUAAACACCCAGGAGAGGGUGUUCCAGGAUCGACAGUACCAGAUUGACGCAGCUAUCGUCAGGAUUAUGAAGAUGCGCAAGUCGCUCAGCCACAACCUGCUCGUCUCCGAGCUCUACAACCAGCUAAGAUUUCCAGUCAAGCCGUCAGAUCUGAAGAAGAGAAUAGAGAGUCUCAUCGAUCGUGAUUACAUGGAGCGCGACAAGGACAACCCGAACCAGUAUCACUACGUAGCAUAAACCAGCAAGGCUUGUACAGAGACUACAAUUGUAAACCCCCCCUAAGGGGGGCGUCUAGAUAGUGAGAAAAAAAAAGACAAUGAAACUACCAUGGUGGGUAGUCGGCUGUUUGUGAAAUGCCAAUUGUACUUGAAGAAUUCUUGAUUUUUGAAGCUGAACUUUCUCCUGCUGUGUGUUCCUCCGCCCAUGGCUAUACCGGCGUUCGAAGCAAGCGGAAAGGAUCGCAAAGGUCUUGUCAACAGAAAUGAAAAAGUGGUUUUAUUUUGUCUCAUCUUCUGUCACCAAUGACUAUUUUGAUGAUGAUAUUUUCAUCUGAUUGCACCAAGUUACUUGUUUCUUAAGGAAUAUUUACUUGCAGCUAUUUAAUAGCGGGGAGGGAAGGGAUUGUACUUUCGACGAUUACAGUGUUUACUAAGUUUAUGAUUUAGAUAAAUAUAGCCCAGUUUGAUUUUCUAAAAGGUUGUACACGAUUUGAGAAGAAGGAUUCUUAAGCUCCGCGCCCCAGUCGUUGUUGGGGGAAAUUUAAACUACAAAUGAGUUUUCUCAGUAGCAGGUGUUAAUCGCCCAGGGUGGAAUGGAGUGUUAUGACUUAAUACAGACCUGCCAACCAGUACGUUUUUGGUGUAUUUAGUAUGUUUUUGCAACCAAAAUAUGGCAGUUCGUUCUUU